Molecule: messenger RNA, 1927 nt
Organism: Leptonychotes weddellii (Weddell seal)
Lineage: Eukaryota; Metazoa; Chordata; Mammalia; Carnivora; Phocidae
Gene: TPH2
Product: tryptophan hydroxylase 2
Biological process (GO): aromatic amino acid metabolic process; serotonin biosynthetic process
Cellular component (GO): neuron projection
Molecular function (GO): tryptophan 5-monooxygenase activity; iron ion binding
Source: RefSeq, a predicted model, not a curated record
AUGCAGCCGGCAAUGAUGAUGUUUUCCAGUAAAUACUGGGCAAGGAGAGGAUUUUCUCUGGAUUCAGCGGUGCCCGAAGAGCAUCAGCUCCUUGGCAGCUUAACAUUAAGUAAAGCUAACUCUGGCAAAAAGGAUGAUAAAAAAAGCAGCAAGGGAAACAGCAGAAGUGAAACCAGUCCCGAAGGCGGCAAAACAGCUGUGGUAUUCUCACUGAAAAAUGAAGUUGGCGGAUUGGUAAAAGUGUUGAACCUCUUCCAGGAAAAACAUGUCAACAUGGUUCAUAUUGAGUCCAGGAAAUCCCGGCGAAGAAGUUCAGAGGUUGAAAUCUUCGUGGACUGCGAGUGUGGCAAAACCGAAUUCAAUGAGCUCAUUCAGUUGCUGAAAUUUCAAACUACAAUUGUGACACUGAAUCCGCCGGAGAACAUUUGGACGGAGCAAGAAGAACUAGAGGAUGUGCCCUGGUUCCCCCGGAAGAUCUCUGAGUUAGACAAAUGCUCUCACAGAGUUCUCAUGUAUGGUUCUGAGCUUGAUGCCGACCACCCAGGAUUUAAGGACAAUGUCUAUCGACAGAGAAGAAAGUAUUUUGUGGAUGUGGCCAUGGGUUACAAAUACGGCCAGCCUAUUCCCAGGGUGGAGUACACAGAGGAAGAGACCAAGACGUGGGGCGUCGUGUUCCGAGAGCUCUCCAAGCUCUAUCCCACUCAUGCUUGCCGGGAGUAUUUGAAAAACUUCCCUCUGCUGACUAAAUACUGUGGCUACAGGGAGGACAACGUGCCUCAACUUGAAGACGUCUCCGUGUUUCUGAAAGAAAGAUCAGGCUUCACCGUGAGGCCGGUGGCUGGAUACCUGAGUCCGAGAGACUUUCUGGCGGGACUGGCCUACAGAGUGUUCCACUGUACUCAGUACGUCCGACAUGGCUCAGACCCCCUCUACACUCCGGAACCAGACACAUGCCAUGAACUCCUGGGACAUGUUCCACUACUUGCGGAUCCUAAGUUUGCUCAGUUUUCACAAGAAAUAGGCCUGGCAUCUCUGGGAGCGUCAGAUGAAGAUGUUCAGAAACUAGCCACCUGCUAUUUCUUCACAAUCGAGUUUGGCCUUUGCAAGCAAGAAGGGCAACUGCGGGCUUAUGGAGCAGGACUCCUUUCCUCCAUUGGAGAAUUAAAGCAUGCUCUUUCUGACAAGGCAUGUGUGAAAGCCUUUGACCCAAAGACAACUUGCUUACAGGAAUGCCUUAUCACCACUUUCCAGGAAGCCUACUUUGUUUCAGAAAGUUUUGAAGAAGCCAAAGAAAAGAUGAGGGACUUUGCAAAAUCAAUUACGCGUCCUUUCUCUGUGUACUUCAAUCCCUACACACAGAGUAUUGAAAUUCUGAAAGACACCCGAAGUAUUGAAAACGUGGUGCAGGACCUUCGCAGUGAUUUGAACACAGUGUGUGAUGCCUUGAACAAAAUGAACCAGUAUCUGGGGAUUUGAUGCCUGGGACUAGGGUCAUUGCCAACAUGAUCUUUUUGGGGCUUCGUAGUAAUUCAGUCAACGUCAUAUAACACUGAUAACUUCCUGUGUCAUGGCUUGGCUAGUAAGCAUGCAACUCUGUAUAUCUCUGUCUACAUGUAAUCUGCUGUGUUAAUGUGUGAAACACCAUAAGGAACCCAAUGACAGAUAACCGCUCAUUGUUUGAAAUAUUGUAACCUGUUUAAACGUCUUCAAUAGAUUUGACAUUCCUACUUGGUGUCCUUAAUCAAACUGCAGCUCUUUAAAAUUUGUAACAAAUAGCCCUCUUAUGAUUCUAGCUUAUUACUUUUUCCUUCUCAGAUCUGAGCAUUUCCUCUGUGUUCAUUAGAUAAAAUGAAAAUAGCAGUGAAACUGUUUUUAUAGUCUCAGUGUUUCCACAGCAUUAUUUGAGAUAAACCCAGAAUUGUGUGAA